Messenger RNA from Impatiens glandulifera, 268 nucleotides. Its product is annotated as sulfate transporter 1.2-like. The transcript has 3 exons. The record is from RefSeq and is a predicted model, not a curated record. Bases 26 to 262 code for a protein of 78 amino acids. Lineage: Eukaryota; Viridiplantae; Streptophyta; Magnoliopsida; Ericales; Balsaminaceae.
GUUGAUUCCGGGAUCUAUUUUUCAAAUGAUAACUAUAUCCGAGAGAGCUGUUACCGACCUAGAUACUAGUGGAAUUCACGGGUUGGAAGCGUUGCAUCAGUCUCUGCAUAAAAAGGAAAUCAAGCUUGUUGUAGCAAAUCCUGGACCGGUUGUGACAGAGAAGCUGCAUUUGUCUAAUUUUGUAGAGUUGAUUGGGGUGGAGAACGUGUUUCUCACUGUUGCAGAUGCUGUUCGCAGGUGUUCUCCCCCUGCAGGACCAUGAAAGAUG